AUGGUGAAUGGAGAGGGUUCCGUACUGGUGACGAAUUAUUCGGUGGAUCCCACUCCUGCAGAGGUUCUUCAACAAGGUUUCUAUAAUUCAACCAUUAAGGCUGCGAACAAGAUGGGAACGAAGGGAGCCUUUGGAAGUAUCUUUUAUUUAAUUAAUGGUACUUUGGCUCUUCCUUAUGGUUCCAUGAUUUAUGAUCCAACUCUGUUUGCGAAAUUCAACAUGACCAACAACAAACAAGGAAAGGCGUUGACUCCUCAAGGAAUUUAUCGGUGCACCAUUCCAUUGAUUCUUCUCUCCAACUUUUUACAAAAAGUUUCUGUCUUUCAGAGAGGUUAUGUGUUGAUUACGGAAUUUAACAGCACGGUGAGUGUGGAUGGAAGUAUCAACACGACGACAGCCGAUAGGAAAAGUACAUUAAGUAUCUUUGAUAUCACUGAUCGAGAUGCAGGAGUUUUGAUGAAACAAAUUUAA
Naegleria fowleri is the source of this 471-nucleotide messenger RNA. RefSeq lists its product as uncharacterized. The record is from RefSeq and is a predicted model, not a curated record. Lineage: Eukaryota; Heterolobosea; Eutetramitea; Acrasida; Naegleriidae. The coding region runs from base 1 to 471 and encodes 156 amino acids. The transcript has a single exon.